CCUGCCCUCCUCAUUUGAUUUCCAGCUGCAGAUAAUAUAAGCAGCAGUGUUCCAUUGUCCUCUACUGUCUCUGAAGCUUGGAAACUCAGAUGUAGGAUUAAAAAAAAAACCCACACUGUGUUGUGAGCUUCCUUUUGUUUGUCUCUGCUGAUGAAUCUGUUGUACUAUUAAUGAAUGCAGCCUUGAAUACUACCUUGAAUACAGUAUUGCAGAUAAUUAACAAUCUGAAUACUAGUGUCAGUUUACACAGCUGAGGACCCUCGACCCCGCUGCUCUAAUUAACACCUAGGCACUUCACUGCCACUGAGUGGGUUGAACCAUUUAGCUUGUUGGGCUUGUGUUCUGCUGUUACAAACCUGAAAGCCCUGUGUGACUUGGAGUUCUGCUAUUCGGCAUCUUGUAAUCCAUUGCGCUGGAUCUAUGUGAUGAACUGGACGAAUGAGUGAUCAGAUUUAGCGCCAUUUAAUCUGUCUUUUCGUUUGGUGCAGUCUGUGGAAAUUAAUGCACGCCCAUCUCUCAGUGAUGGAAUAAGUACGAGACGUUUGAGAGAACGCUUCAAGCACAAGCUUCGUUCUCCACUUAGUAUUCUUUUUUAACUUCGCUCUUCGUUUUCUCGUCACUUCGCUUGCGUUUUUGGAGUCACGCCAGUCUGUGUCUCCAGUGUUUUGUUUCAAGUCUCGAGUUUGAAGCCUCGAAUGAAGCAAGCCCCUUUGUUUCAGGGCGGCAGAUCACAGAAUAAGUGCUUUGUGGAAAGUGCUGGCCAGCGUAGUUUGAAGUAGCGGCGUGUGCCGCCUGACUGUUGCAAGCUCAUUCAUGGUGUGCCAGCUUCACAUUGAACGCUCUUGCUGACACUCAGCCACCACUUGACAGCAGACGGGUGGACCAAGUACCCAGGGUCAGGAUGGAGCGGUUCUUGAACAUGAUGAAACAAGUGAAAAGGACCAGGAGGAGAAGGAAAAGCAAGAAGUAUAGACCAGAGGAGGAUUACCACGAGGGCUAUGAAGAUGUUUAUUAUUAUGCUUCUGAGCAACUGCACAAUGAGGGGCAAUAUGCCAAAUCUACAAACCAAUCCAAAUCCGCAGAAGGCACACUGGCGGUUCGAAGACAAAGUAUUCCAGAUGAAUUUAUCGGUCAAACUAUAGUGGAGUUGAUGAAAAAGGAAGGCAGCACCCUUGGGCUUACUGUAUCAGGUGGAAUAGACAAGGAAGGGAAACCAAGAGUGUCCAAUCUACGACCUGGAGGAAUUGCUGCAAGAAGUGAUCAGUUAAAUAUUGGAGAUUACAUCAAAUCUGUCAAUGGCAUCAACUUGACAAAAUUCAGGCACGAUGAGAUCAUCAGUCUUCUGAAGAAUGUUGGUGAGAGGGUGGUCCUGGAGGUGGAAUAUGAACUGCCUCCUGUUUCUGUGCAAGGCUCGGGUAUUUUUCUGAAAACUGUGGAAGUGACUCUACAUAAAGAAGGCAACACAUUUGGAUUUGUGAUCAGAGGAGGAACUCAUGAAGACAGGAAUAGAUCCCGGCCAAUUGUGGUAACAUGUGUUAGAACUGGAGGGCCAGCUGACAGAGAAGGCACAAUAAAGGUUGGCGACAGGCUGUUGAGUGUUGAUGGAAUUCGGCUUCUUGGAACAACUCAUGCAGAAGCUAUGAGCAUUCUUAAACAGUGUGGACAGGAAGCAACAUUAAUAAUCGAAUACGAUGUAUCUGUAAUGGAUUCUGUGGCAAAUGCUUCUGGCCCACUGAUGGUGGAAGUGGCGAAAACCCCUGGUUCUAGCUUGGGCAUUAUUUUAACUACCUCACUAUACUGUAACAAGCAAGUCAUUGUCAUAGACAAAAUCAAGGCUGCCAGCAUUGCUGACAGAUGUGGGGCUUUACAUGUUGGAGAUCACAUCCUUUCAAUUGAUGGCACCAGCAUGGAGUAUUGCACAUUAGCCGAAGCCACACAGCUCUUAGCCAGUACCUCUGAACAUGUCAAACUAGAGCUGCUUCCAUACCACCAAACACGAUUUGCUUUGAAGGGACCAGAACAUGUCAGGGUUCAGAGGAGCAGCAGACAACUUGCCUGGGAGACCUGUGGAAGCAACAACGGCAACUUCCUCACCUACCAGCCCUAUAACACCUACCACCCUGGCCAAUGCAGGAUGGAGACCUCGAAAUGCCAGAAACCUUCUCCUCAAAACAAUCUCCCUGCUUUGGUGUCAACAUCAUUUCCUCCUACCUCCAUGAGUGCGUACAGCCUGAGCUCCCUGAAUACGGGCACCCUACCUCGCAACCUCUAUCCGACAAGUCCGCGAGGAACGCUGAUGAGAAGGAAAUUGAAAAAGAAGGACUACAAGAGCUCUUUGUCAUUAGCCUCCAGUACGGUCGGUUCCACAGGCCAGAUUGUUCACACAGAAACAGCAGAAGUGGUUCUAACCAGUGACCCAAUCGUCGGGUUUGGAAUUCAGCUCCAGGGAGGUGUUUUUGCCACCGAGACCUUGUCUUCUCCACCACUGAUUGCUUAUAUUGAACCUGACAGCCCAGCAGAAAGGUGUGGCUUGCUGCAGGUGGGAGACAGAAUUCUGACGAUCAAUGGAAUCCUCACUGAGGACAGCACGCUGGAGGAAACCAACCAACUCCUCCGAGAUUGUGCCAUUAACAGCAAAGUCACACUGGAAGUGGAGUUUGACGUAGCAGAAUCAGUUGUCCCAAGCAGUGGUACAUUUCACGUGAAGCUGCCAAAGAGGAGUGGGGUUGAGCUUGGCAUUACCAUCAGCUCACCUGCAAGCAGAAGAGCAGGGGACCCGCUCAUCAUUUCUGACAUUAAAAAGGGAAGCGUUGCCCACAGAACUGGAACUUUAGAACUGGGAGACAAGCUGCUCGCCAUAGACAGCAUUCGCUUGGAUAACUGCUCCAUGGAAGACGCGGUUCAAAUCCUUCAUCAGUGCGAGGAACUUGUGAAACUCAAGAUACGUAAAGACGAGGACAACUCAGAUGAACAAGAGAGCUCUGGGGCAAUCAUUUACACCGUGGAGUUGAAACGCUAUGGUGGUCCAUUAGGAAUUACAAUUUCUGGCACUGAAGAGCCAUUUGAUCCGAUAGUCAUCUCGAGUCUAACCAAAGGAGGAUUAGCUGAAAGGACUGGUGCCAUUCAUAUUGGAGACAGAAUAUUGGCUAUAAACAGCAGGAGCCUGAAGGGGAAACCAUUAAGUGAGGCCAUUCAUCUCUUACAGAUGGCAGGAGAAACUGUCACGCUGAAGAUUAAAAAGCAGCUUGAUAAGUCGAGUCCUAAAAAGUCAUCUGUAUCAGGCCGGAUGAGUGAAUUGAGCGAUGCAGAAGAUGACAUUUCUACUGGACAAAAGGCAGUCAAGCUUUGUGAGAUGUAUUCAGCAACGAUACCCAGUGUGGAUAGUGCAGUGGAAUCCUGGGAUGGAUCAGGCAUAGACACCAGCUACGGAAAUCAAGUUCCUUCUGGAUAUCAAGCAUCUGGCUAUAGCCUUCAUGCACAUGAAUGGAGAAGUGCUAAACUAACAUAUCCACCCGCCCACAGGCACAUUAACCUUUAUCAUGAUGUGGCACUGAGUGACGAUGAAUGGGAUAGACCCGCCACCAGUGGUUAUGCAGGUGGACACGAUGCACUAGAAACAGAUCAUGAAGAAAAUUUUUGGUCUCAAGCCUUGGAAGAUUUGGAAACCUGUGGUCAAUCAGGAAUCCUGAGGGAAUUGGAGGAACCUAGCUCCUCGUUAAUGAAGGCCGCCAACCAAACGGAUCUGAAUUUGCAAAACUUGGCUAUAUUGGCAACAAUCAUGUCGGGAAGCACCUUGUGUCUGAAUGAUGAAAGCAGCCCGGCACAUAGGCCACUGGGAAGGCAAUCAAGCUUCCAAGAGAAGAAUGCUGUCAGGGCACAUUACACCCAAGCUGCCCGUAGUAAUACUUUACCGUCAGAUGGCGUGAGAUCAAAGUCAUUUGCUAUUAGGAAGAUCAAGCAGGAAAUGAAAGAGAUUAUGUCACCAACACCAGUGGAGUUGCACAAGGUAACACUAUAUAAAGAUUCAGACAUUCAGGAUUUUGGAUUCAGUGUUUCAGAUGGCCUGCUGGAGAAAGGUGUGUAUGUCAACAACAUUCGGUCAAAUGGACCAGCUGCCCUUGGUGGUGUUCAGCCCUAUGACAGGUUAUUACAGGUAAAUCAUAUUCGUACCAGAGAUUUUGACUGCUGCCUGGUAGUGCCACUAAUUGCAGAUUCUGGCAAUAAACUCGAAUUGGUCAUCAGCAGAAACCCAUUAGCCUUCCAGGAGGUGCUCUCUGAAGAUCAGACGUCACAACCAGAAGAAUGGAAUGAGCAGAAUGAAGCUCAUACUUAUAGGCAACAGAAAGGAAGGCUUGGUAGUACAGAGAUCCAAGAAAAUACCAACACGUUGUAGUGCCAGCUAUUCAAUCCAAUGGACAGACGUUUUGUUCCCCAAUGGUGCUAACUCAUUUUGAACAAUGUUCAUUCGUGGGAAAACCCUCCUUAUCAACUAUUCGCAUUUUUCACAGAUACCAAGUGCACACAUUUCAUGAAUGAAUGGAAACUUGUUCCCUUCUCACAUUGCAAAUGACAAAAGGUUAACAGGUUUGACAGUCUAUGCAGGGCACAGCCAUGAAACAAAAACUCAUUGCCAAGAGUGUUUUAACCUACCCAUGGUGCUUACUGUCCAAAUUCUAAUUUUUUAAAUGAUAAACUACGAUGCUGCCAGCUGGUUCCUGGGCAAUAAAAAAAUUAGCAUGUUUAAAAACACAGAUUGACCAUUUAAAAAUCAUAUACAGAAACAACGGUAAAAUCUAGUGCAGCAUAGUCUUUAUCCAGAGUAAGUUUAAAAAUGUUUGAAUGAAAAUUAAAAAACUGCACAAUUACUAUUAAGCUAGUCUUGAACUAGUUUCUGGCCAAAGUUAUGUUCCUAUUGCUAUUAGCCUUUAAGAUGGUAUUCUGUAGGAGAGCUUUGAAGCAAUUCUUGGCCUUUAUUUAUAGCAUUUCCUUACGACAGUGAUCUGACAUAAUCAGAGGGACCCUCUUCUGUAGCACAGGAUAUUAGGGACUAAAUCUUAGUUAUACUUCUAUUAUCAAAACUACUGAUCUGCUAAAUAAUUCUUCAAUGUUAAAGUAAAAUACCACCCGAAUCCAAACACCACAGGUGUUCUCUGUGCUGGGAAUUUACAACCUCACCUUUUGCCAUGAAGAUUCUGAUAUUGCCAUAGAGAUUGUAACUGAUGAGAUGUAUCUGCCAUGUGGAUUCCUUAGUCUUAAAUCCCAUUCCAUUUACACACGUCAUCCUGAACCUGCUCCUUUGUGUAUUCCGUCUUCACAUUUUAUAGCCCAUUAUUGGGUUUGGUAACUAGUUAAGGAACGCAUUUGUAUUUGUAAAUGAUUGACUUUAUAAAUCAGUAUAACUGAAAUUUGAAUUUUACUUUGAUGUGUAUGAACUUAAGGCUGGUUAAAUAUCUUAGUAUUAUUGUUGCUUGUGCCUCACUCCUAAUAAUGGAUUGAAACAUAGGGGUGGUAGAUUCUAACAUUCUGACGAUAGUGGAGUGACUAACAGAAAAAAAGAUAUUAGUGUAUUCAGUAAAGCUCCAAUAAUCCACUUGCUACACAGCCUUUCGGAAAAUUCAUUUGUUUGGCAACUAUCUAACAAGGUGAUGUUUGUCUCAUUCCUUGUGGACUCACUAGGGCCUUGGUUUCUGUAAUCCCUUUAAGUUCACCCAAGUUCUGUUUACCACACUCCUUUUAAAACAUUCCAGGCUCACUGAGAUGAUAUUGUGUAACAUCUUUAAAAACAAAGGAACUGCAGGUGCUGGUUUGAAACCUAAGACAAAGUGCUGGAGUAACUGAGCGGGUCAGGGAGCAUCUCUAGAGAACAUGGAUUCCGUUUCAGCUUGUAACCCUUCUCCAUACUGACACGUUAGAGUAAACAAAUUAAUAUCUAAUCUGUAAAAUUUGCUAGAUCAGGGCCAUUCAAUAUCCCUGAGUAUGUCAGAUUAAUGGAGUUUUACUUUAUAUAUCUGUUUAUUUAUACUAUAUCUGCUUCUGGUCAUAUUCUGCCUCGAUGAAUGUUAAAACCUACUCUCUUAUUUGAAAAUCAAGGAAAUAUCUCCACCCUCCUUUGAGCCAUUAACUGUACAACUACCACACUUGUAAUGUUACAUUUCCCAGCCUAAAUCCAUGAUGCAUAUUUGAAAAGAAAACCACUGCCAGCAACACGAAUACAGACAGCUACAACCUAGAUAUGAGAUUUGAUUCAUGUCCUUUGGACAAUGUAUUUUUAUUUGUAACAAACAAGUAUUAUAAACUGUAAAGUAUUUUUGUACAAAUUUCCUACUUUGGUAGCAUGAUAUUUAUCGUCUAAGGUUUUGGGAAUCUUCACUGCUAAUUUGUAUGAGAUAUGCAAGAUGAAAUAAAACCAUGUGAGACAAAA
Molecule: messenger RNA, 6421 nt
Organism: Leucoraja erinaceus (little skate)
Lineage: Eukaryota; Metazoa; Chordata; Chondrichthyes; Rajiformes; Rajidae
Gene: grip1
Product: glutamate receptor interacting protein 1
Exons: 25
Coding region: 902-4393 (1163 amino acids)
Biological process (GO): neurotransmitter receptor transport, endosome to postsynaptic membrane
Molecular function (GO): nuclear glucocorticoid receptor binding
Source: RefSeq, a predicted model, not a curated record